Owenia fusiformis is the source of this 651-nucleotide messenger RNA. The record is from the annotation of a GenBank genome assembly. Lineage: Eukaryota; Metazoa; Annelida; Polychaeta; Sabellida; Oweniidae.
AUGUGGAUGAACAUCGCCAGACCUAGGACAGUAAUGAUUCCAACCAGUAUCUUCACUUGGCCACGCCGCUUUUCAUCUAUCACAUACAAAGGUCAUACUCAACAUGUGUUGUCUUUAUGCUGCGCGUUGAUUUGGGUGCUAUGUACUUCACAAAACAAAGUUUUGGCGGCACAAACAAAAACGUGCAACCACGCCACAUACGCAGCUGGUGCCAAGGGGUAUUAUUGCGGCGACAAGUUAAGAAUGAUUCUUGAUUUACUCUGUCAUCCCAAUGGAUUCUAUGAUGGGCGUGGAAAAAGAGAUAUUGAAAUUGACGACGAUUUAAUAGAUCUGAGUAAGCAGAAUCCUAGGAUGAAAAAUGUGUUUAUUGAAAAGGAUGAAGCUUCUUCGUAUUUAAAGAAAAGAGACGCGGGAAUGCGCGGGAUCACGUGCGAGUGUUGUAUGAACCCAUGCGGAGUACCCGAGUUAACUCAGUACUGUAAGUCGGGCAAAAGAUCGGGAUAUAUGACCUUAAACAAUAGAAAGAGGAGUAGACAUUCGUCCGAUGGCAUAACAAGUCAAGAUCAUUCAGAUUCUCUACAGACGUCAAAUCGCCAUAGAAACAAUAAACAUACUAGACAGCGGCAUUUACACCGAUUCGGACAAUCCACA